This is a messenger RNA of Thamnophis sirtalis, 1356 nucleotides long. It is a transcript of the gene ACAT2, whose product is annotated as acetyl-CoA acetyltransferase 2. The record is from RefSeq and is a predicted model, not a curated record. NCBI's taxonomy places the organism in Eukaryota, Metazoa, Chordata, Lepidosauria, Squamata, Natricidae. Gene Ontology annotation, molecular function: acyltransferase activity, transferring groups other than amino-acyl groups.
GAAUCUAAAGGAGGCGCGAGGCAGCUUGCACUGGGCAAGAACGCGGCUGCAAGAGCGACGGGGUUUUCUGCCUCUUUGAAGCAUCAUGGAUCGCGGGGACGAGGCCGUCGUUUUCGUUGCUGCUGCAAGGACCCCUGUCGGAUCCUUCAAUGGUGCCUUGUCAACCCUGCAUGCCCAUGAAUUGGCUUCAGUAGUCAUUAAAGAAUUGUUGGAGAGGACAAAAAUUGAUCCUAAAGAAGUAUCUGAAGUUAUACUUGGACAAGUAUUGACUGCAGGUGCUGGCCAGAAUCCUGCUCGACAAGCCAGUGUUGGGGCAGGGAUUCCAUAUGAGAUACCAGCUUGGAGUUGUCAAAUGAUAUGCGGAUCAGGCCUGAAAGCCAUAUGGCUCGGGGCUCAGUCUAUUAUGACAGGAGAUUCCAGUAUUGUGGUGGCUGGUGGUAUGGAAAACAUGAGCAAGGCUCCUCAUGUCAUUCAUUUGCGUAAUGGGGUGAAGAUGGGGGAAGCCUCUUUGCAAGACACUAUUAUCGUAGAUGGCUUGACAGAUGCCUUCUACUGUUAUCACAUGGGUAUUACAGCUGAAAAUGUGGCCAAACAGUGGAAGGUUACUCGAAAAGAACAAGACCAACAGGCUGUAAUGUCACAGAACAAGGCUGAAAAUGCCCAGAAGGGUGGAUAUUUUGAUAAAGAGAUUGUACCUGUGGUUGUCCCUUCUAGAAGAGGCCCCACGGAAGUGAAAGCUGAUGAACAUCCUCGUCAUGGGUGCAACCUAGAAACAGUGGCAAAGUUGAAACCUUGCUUCAUAACCGAUGGGACAGGCACCGUGACUGCAGCAAAUGCCUCAGGUAUAAAUGAUGGUGCCGCUGCUGUUAUUCUUAUGAAAAAAUCAGAAGCAAUUAAACGAAAUCUCAUUCCUUUGGCACGGAUCGUGUCUUCGGCUCAAGUUGGUAUUGAUCCUUCAGUUAUGGGAAUAGCACCCAUCACAGCAAUAAGAAAAGCUGUGGAAAAAGCUGGUUGGACAUUGGAUCAAGUGGAUCUAUAUGAAAUUAAUGAAGCUUUUGCUGCAUUAGGUGUUGCAAUAACAAAAGAACUAAAACUCAAGCCAGAAAAGGUAAACAUUGAAGGUGGGGCUGUUGCUCUUGGCCACGCCCUUGGAGCAUCUGGUUGUCGAAUCCUAGUUACACUUCUGCACUCACUAGAACGAACAGGUGGAAAACGAGGAGUUGCAGCUUUAUGUAUAGGAGGAGGAAUGGGCAUAGCUAUGUGUAUAGAAAGAUAAAGGAAACUUUUCUUUGAUUUUAUAUCAAUUUGUAACACAACUUAUCUUUAUUAGUAAGUAAUAAACAAUAUUAGCCAAUA